GUGACCGUAACUCGAAAUGUUCCCGAUCCCAUCGCCGAUAAGAAUACCCGUACCGAGGACGUGACCACCUCCUGCAAAGCAACCACCCGCCCGCCGACGAUUCGAUCCCCCUCCCCGGUUCACCCCAACCGCUCCGCCCGUCGCCGCCUGAGAGGGGGAGGAAGGGCCGGAGGGGGAGGGGCUGCCCGUCGGCGAGAUGAAGGAGGUGGUGCUCCACGUGUACGACGUGACCAACAGCGACUCCGAAAAGACCAACAACACCAUCCUCCAGAUCAACCGCAUCUUCAAGGACCGCAUCGGCCUCGGCGGCAUCUUCCACAGCGCCGUCCAGGUCUAUGGCGAGGAGGAGUGGUCGUUCGGGUUCUGCGAGAACGGCAGCGGGGUGUUCAGCUGCCCCGUGAGCAAGAACCCCAUGUACACAUACCGCGAGCGCAUCGUCCUCGGCGAGACGGAGUGCACCAUAGCCACCGUCAACAGGAUCCUGCGGGAGCUCAGCCGCGACUGGCCAGGACACUCCUACGACCUCCUCUCCAGGAAUUGCAACCACUUCUGCGACGUGCUCUGCGACAGGCUCGGCGUCCCCAAGCUUCCAGGCUGGGUUAAUCGUUUUGCCAAUGCCGGCGAUACUGCUGUGGUGGUUGCUGAGAAUACAGCAGUUAAGUUCAGGCAGGCUAAAACAGAAAUUGUCAAUGCUAGUAGAGUAGCAUAUAGAUUUAUGGCCGGCCUGACUUCGAAAAAUCAGGCUUCACAAGAGUCUCCAGGUGACCAAAAUAGAGGCGGUUCACCUACUUUCCAGGGAGCAUGGUUCAAGAAUGUUGUUUCAGCUGGGGCAAAGCCGUCCACAAGCGGGUCAACUCCCUCACAAGAAGCUGAUGACGCACCCACCUUGCAGGGCCAGAAAUCAGCAGAACAAUCGACAAGGUUGUAGCCGUUGCUGUCACGGCAGACCUGCCGACCGUUGUAUUGGAAUCUGUAGUGUAACAGUAGCCAACAUUUGUUCAAACAUGUUUAUUCAUACAUCAAUCUAUGUGUCUCUGCAAUGCAACUGAAA
This is a messenger RNA of Hordeum vulgare subsp. vulgare (domesticated barley), 1051 nucleotides long. Its product is annotated as deubiquitinase DESI2-like. Gene Ontology annotation, molecular function: deubiquitinase activity. The transcript is spliced from 4 exons. Bases 197 to 928 code for a protein of 243 amino acids. Gene Ontology annotation, biological process: protein deubiquitination. The record is from RefSeq and is a predicted model, not a curated record. Lineage: Eukaryota; Viridiplantae; Streptophyta; Magnoliopsida; Poales; Poaceae.